GAGAUGCGCACUCCGAGCCGAGGACGCCGCAGCACAGAAAUGCGCACAGCGACGCGCGAGAGCCGGCGAUAGCUUCACGUGUCCUCCCAGCAGCCCCCGGCCCGCCUCGCUCCACAAUGGGUUAGAGGGGAACAUGGCACACUUUGACACACUUUGCCCGACGUGGGAAAUGCCCUGCUGGAGCGCUGCGCUGCCGAGCGGCACAAUAACACACGAGACUUGAGAGAGGAGAGGAGGGGACCGUCUUCCAGGCAUUUCUACCCCUGCCCCUCUCCCACUUCGGCUUUGAGAGAUGAUCACGGAGCUGCUGUGCACCGCCGUGGCUGUGGGUCUCUAUCUGAACACGCUGGACGCGGAUUUCUGCUACGAUGACAGCCGAGCCAUCAGGACCAACCAGGACCUCCUCCCUGAGACCCCGUGGACAAACAUCCUGUACGACGACUUCUGGGGCACCCUGCUCACUCACAGCGGCAGCCACAAGUCCUUCCGCCCGCUCUGCACCCUCUCCUUCCGCCUCAACUACACCCUGCACGGCCUGCGCCCGUGGGGCUACCACCUGCUGAACGUGGCGCUGCACGGCCUGGUCACGGCGCUGGUGGCGGCCCUCGGCCGCCCGCUGCUGGGCGGGGGGCCGUGGAGCCUCUUGGCGGGCCUCCUCUUCGCCUCCCACCCGGUGCACACCGAGGCGGUGGCCGGCGUGGUCGGCAGGGCGGACGUCGGGGCGGCGCUGUUUUUCCUGCUGUCCCUCCUCUGCUACGUGAAACACUGCGGACUCCGCAGGGGCCCGCACGGGGCCUCCCCGGGCCGGCAGGGCGCCGGCGGCUCCGCCGCCAGGUGCUGGGCCUGGAUGCUGUGCAGCCUGUGGUGUGCGGCCGCCAGCAUGCUGUGGAAAGAGCAGGGGGUGACGGUGCUGGCCGUCUCCGCCGUGUAUGAUGUCUUUGUGUUCCAGAGACUCCGCUUUCGCCAGGCGUUUCUCCUCCUGCUAGGCAAGAAGAAGAAUGCGAGUGUUCUGCUGAGCCUUGGCGCUCUGGCUUCCUGGGGAGUGAUUCUCCUGUCGGCUCGCCUCUACUGGAUGGGGAACAAGCCUCCCAACUUCUCCAACUCCGACAACCCCGCGGCAGACUCGCCGCAUUUUCUCACCCGGACGCUGACCUUCCUCCACCUGCCCGCCGCCAACGCCUGGCUGCUGCUCUGCCCCGACCGGCUGAGCUUCGACUGGUCCAUGGACGCCGUGCCCUUGGUGAGGUCUCUUGCCGACUGGAGGAACCUUCACACUGUUGCCUUUUAUGGUGGGCUUUUUCUCCUGGCUCUCUUUGGCCUCCGUGGUCAAAACUCCAACGCCAAGGAAACCAACGGAAAAGCCCACGUGACUAAUGGGAAAUCCAUCACCAAUGGGAAUGGCUACCACGCCCCAGACUCAAACCACAACACCGAUCUGGGUUUCCCGAAGACCACCCUGAACGGAUCGGCUGGACUUCACCACUGUCCCCGGCAGGCGUCCCUGCCCCCGACAGAAAGCCUCGUCCUUUUUUCACUGGGAACCCUUUCAUUGCCUUUCAUCCCAGCCACCAACCUCUUCUUCUACGUGGGUUUUGUAAUAGCGGAGAGGGUUCUGUACAUCCCGAGCAUCGGCUUUUGUUUACUGGUAGCUACCGGCGCGAGAACCUUGUACGUGAGGCUGAGGACUCGAGGCUGCAGGGCGCUGGUGCCGUGUCUCUGCGUGGGACUGGUGCUGCUCAACGGACUCCGGACCGUUCAGAGGAACAAAGACUGGAGCAACGAGGAGAAUCUGUACAAGUCUGGGAUUAAUGUGAAUCCUGCUAAAGCCUGGGGAAACUUGGGGAAUGUACUGAAGAACCAGGGCAAGAUGGCGGAGGCAGAGACGGCGUACAGGAACGCUCUGCACUACCGAGGGAACAUGGCUGACAUGCUGUAUAACCUGGGUUUGCUGCUGCAGGAGAACGAACGUUUUUCUGAAGCGCUGCAUUACUACAAACUGGCGAUUGGGAGUCGGCCAACACUGGCAUCGGCCUACUUGAACACAGGAAUAAUCCUGAUGAACCAGGGCAACCUGGAAGAGGCCAAGCGCACCUUCCUCACCUGUGCCGACAUUCCUGAUGAGAACUUGAAGGACCCUCACGCCCAUAAGAGCUCAGUCACUAGCUGCCUGUACAACCUGGGGAAGCUGCUCCACGAGCAGGGCCAACAGGAGGAGGCCCUCUCCGUUUAUAAGGAGGCAGUGCAGAAGAUGCCCAGACAGUUCGCGCCACACAGCCUUUUCAACAUGAUGGGAGAGGCCUACAUGAGGAUGAACAAGCUGGAGGAGGCAGCCCACUGGUACAGGGAGUCCCUCAGGGCCAAGCCCGACCACAUUCCCGCCCACCUCACUUACGGCAAACUCCUAUCCAUCAGUGGCCAGAAGACAGAAGCAGAGAAAUACUAUCUGAGAGCGAUUCAACUCGACCCCACCAAAGGAAACUGCUACAUGCACUACGGUCAGUUCCUGUUGGAGCAGUCCCGCCUGGGCGAGGCUGCGGAGAUGGCAGAGAGAGCUGCAGAGCUGGACGACUCGGAGUUCGAUGUGGUCUUCAGCGCCGCGCACAUGCUGAGACAGGCCAAUCUGAAUGAGGCCGCGGAAAGGCAGUACGAGCGCGCAGCCAGCCUCAGACCAGAUUACCCAGCUGCUCUGAUGAACCUCGGCGCCAUCCUCCACCUGAACGGGAAGCUUCCCGAGGCGGAGGCCAACUACCUGCGGGCGCUCCACCUCAAGCCCGACGACGCCAUCACCCAGUCCAACCUGCGCAAGCUGUGGAACAUCAUGGAGAGGCAGGGGCUCAGGACUAAACUCGGGAUGCAGGGAGACGGCGUUUGAAACGGGAGAGUUCCUGCUCCGCUCCCUCGCCGAAGGCCGAAAACUCUCAGAAGACGGUUUCUUUACUGGUUUGGUCUGUGAUGCGUGUGCAAGACGGUCUGAGAUACGUCACGUUUGGGGGUCAGCUGGCAGAGAGCGCGUCACCGCUGGCGCCGAGUGACGCCUCGAAUCGCACUUUGCGAUGGCUGACAAGCAAAUGUCGAAACGAGACGGUGAAGACUCAUUUCAGGACUCCCAAAAAAAACUCCUCAAAAAUCCAUAAUCGAAACUAUUUACAGCUGAUGUAGCAAAGAUCGGCAAUAAUUCCACCAGGUUGCAUUAAUGAGUCAAGGGUUAUCAUAUCGUGUUUCAUCACGCCAGCUGGGUUGACUUAAAGAGCAACUCCACGUCCACAGUCCGACUCUCCAGCGUCUGUUCACUGGUCUUUGGAGGAAGGAGAAGCGUGUGGAAACAAUACUUGUAUAAAGUCUUUUGCGGCUCCAGAGGGAGCAGCUGAUGAUCUGAUGAUUGGGGAGUGGGGAGCUGCUGAGUUUACCACACCUCUGUGGCAUCUCAGAAAAAAAAAAAACCAAAUAUAGUUCAGUUGCGUUGUGGACGAAGUAGCCUGCAGAAAGGACUUGUUAAUUAUUUUUGGCGCGUCGUCUAAUGCUAACUAAAAAAAACCCUCCCGAGCCAGUCUCUCACACACACACACACACACACACAGCCAGUCGCUGGUGAUCAUCAGCACUCGGCGCAUUAUGAAUGAUCGUGACUGUGAAAGUCACAAGCAGCGAAACAGAGAAAGUUCCUCAGCGGUGCCAAAGCUUGAAUCGAGUCUCUUCGCCUCUCGUGCCGAGCAAGAACUGUUGCCACUCGUUUGUUGUGUUCCUCGUGUCAAAUGAAGAUGUUUCAUUUCAUGUGAUCAGAUUUUAAUUUAUUAAUGUUAUUUUAUGUGGGGAAAAAAAAUGCCAACACUGUGCUGUUUCACUGUCCCAUCAGCCCUUUCUCCUUCCUCCAGAUAGAUAGGCUACAGUAGGCAAACAGGAAUGUUACAAAAAAAAACUGUUUUUCUAUGUGUACUUUUAUUUUUUUCUCUCUGCUCAGGGACAUCGGGUUGUGAUUCCUGUCACAGAAGAAGUUUGUGACCCAGAGAGAGCUUCCUAAAAUGAUGUUAGGUGUUAUUUUCAUGAUGUGAUAUUUGGUUAAAUUAUAGAAAAUGUGUAGCUGGAGAAGUGUUGUGUUUUGUAAAAGGAAAUGUUUUUUUCCACAAUAAAAACAAAAUUUUUGCUCUC
This is a messenger RNA of Salarias fasciatus (jewelled blenny), 4146 nucleotides long. RefSeq names its product transmembrane O-mannosyltransferase targeting cadherins 2a (gene tmtc2a). The coding region runs from base 293 to 2872 and encodes 859 amino acids. Lineage: Eukaryota; Metazoa; Chordata; Actinopteri; Blenniiformes; Blenniidae. Gene Ontology annotation, cellular component: endoplasmic reticulum membrane. Gene Ontology annotation, molecular function: protein binding; mannosyltransferase activity. The record is from RefSeq and is a predicted model, not a curated record. The transcript has 12 exons. Gene Ontology annotation, biological process: protein O-linked glycosylation via mannose.